GAAUCAUCUGUGACCUGUGAUUCACCUGUUAUCUCUGGAAUAAGGGCAGAUUGCCAAUGUUGCCAGUGCCUUCUGUCCCCUUCUUAGAAUAGUUAUGUUCUCCAGAUCUUAGAGGCUCAAAAGUGUUAAUUCUUUAGACUGUUCGUAUAGCAUGUUAAGAGCUUACUUGACGUCAUAUUUGGCGUGAUACAUGUGAAUGGUCUUGAGAUCAUUUUGGUUGUAAAAAAUGGUUUAUUUCCUUUUUGGGACUGAUUAGCAGUAAGGCGCAUUCCGGUUAAUAAACUAUAUACCCUUUUUUUCUUGGGCACCCUAUCUACAUGUUACAUUUUUUCUAUAACUAGUUUAAGGUUGGGGUACCGAUGUAACGUACUUGAUCUAACCAAUUGAUAUGUCCUUAUUAUAAAUAGCAAAUAAAGGAAGACUCUGUAGUUUUAUGAGUUAUACUAUGCGAUAACUUUGUAGAUACUUAACUACAUCUUUUUGAGGAACAAUGCCUAGCCAAAUACCUCAUAAAUAUCAUGAUGAAAUAGAUGAACAAGGAUUUACUAUAAUAAGAGAAUUCCUUACACCUGAAGAAAUUAAUAAGUAUAAAGCAGCUGCUGAAACAGUAAUUAAAUAUGCUAGAGAUGGUAAUUGGCCCUAUGUUAGAACCAGAGGAAAACAAUUCCCUCCAUGGCCUAAAAACUUCAGUCCUGAUAUAUGGGGAGUAACAGGUUUAUUACAUCCAGACUUGAAGGAAAUGGCUCAACCAUUUCAUGAAUGUUAUUCAAGUGAAAAGAUGCUUAAUGUUGUAGGUGACAUUUUACAAGCUGAUAAAUCAGAAUUAUCUAUGGAACUCUUUAAUAUGUUAAUUAAUCCAUUAACUGAUUUUGGUUUAGAUUGGCAUAGAGAUACUAUCAAGCCAGAAGUAACUCCAGAAGAAGAAGCCGAAGUUUUACAGGAGAAUUCAUAUGCUGGAGCUCAAUUUAAUUUAGCUUUAACUGAAGAUGAUUGUCUCAUAGUCAUUCCAGGAUCUCACAAACGGAUUAGAACUGUCUAUGAAAGAGAGAAGACGAUUGCUGAGGAUAGACAACAAUACAUUGAGGGUCAAAUUAAAGUACCCUUACACCCUGGUGAUUUGGUGUUUUAUAAUAAUAAUAUCUUACACAGAGCUUCAUACUCUUCGAAAAAUGUGAGAAUUACACUUCAUGGAUCUUAUGGUCAUGUGAAACAUGGUAAAACAAGAGCUAAGGGUAUUUUGCAACAUGGAGUUGCAGAAUGGUUACCAAGAUUCGAACCCAAUACUUCCAAUUUACGUGAGCUCAAGGAGAAAUUAGUAAAUCUAGCAAAGGAAUUUGAAGGUGUAGACCUUGGGUAUGCCUUAGAAGGUUAAUCAUUAAAUAU
Molecule: messenger RNA, 1383 nt
Organism: Scheffersomyces amazonensis
Lineage: Eukaryota; Fungi; Ascomycota; Pichiomycetes; Serinales; Debaryomycetaceae
Exons: 1
Coding region: 491-1372 (293 amino acids)
Source: RefSeq, a predicted model, not a curated record